Molecule: messenger RNA, 1719 nt
Organism: Linum tenue
Lineage: Eukaryota; Viridiplantae; Streptophyta; Magnoliopsida; Malpighiales; Linaceae
Source: the annotation of a GenBank genome assembly
AUGGACGGCAUCGAUUAUUGCGGUCGCCACAACACCGACGUCAACGGUGGUGAACUUGUUACACGCCGACCCACCAAGAGGCAGAGGUUAAUUAACGAUGAUGUCCUGCAACCGAAUAGGUACGACGUCUUCAUCAGCUUCAGAGGAGUCGACGUGCGGAACUCCUUCCUCAGCCACCUCUACUCCCACCUUAAUGAUCAUAAGAAAUUGGCCGUCUACAAAGACGACGAGGAUAUCGAAAGAGGGGAGCAGAUCUCGCCUGCACUCCUGCAAGCAAUUGAGAGGUCCGAAGUUUAUAUUGUGAUUCUCUCACCUAAUUAUGGCGAUUCUCAAUGGUGCGUGGAGGAGAUCGAGAAGAUCCACGAGUGUAAGGAACGGUUCGGUCGGAGGGUCAUACCAGUGUUCUACGGUGUGGAUACUUGUGCUUUCGAAGAAUCGCCGUCUGAACGACUGAGGGAGAUAGCCGGCAAUUGUGGUUUGGAUUCGCAGGUUAUCAGACCUGAAACCAAGCUCAUUGAGGAAAUCGCUGAAGCUGUAUUCCAAGCAAUACGCAGCAGCAGUCAGAUGGUGAAUUUUUCAUCCUAUUCAGAUAGUAGAGGUUUAGUUGGAGUUGAGAGAAAGAUCGAACAAGUAAAAGCCUUGGCUGGCAUUGGAGGGAGAUUAGGUAAUAGAUCGAUUGGACUGUGGGGAAUGCCCGGCAUUGGCAAGACCGUUCUCGCUAAGGCUCUAUUUGACAGAUUCUCUUGUCAAUUUGAAGGUUCCUAUUUCAUCAGUAAUUUUGCAGACACGCUUGCUAGCGGGCGGUCUCUUCAGUGGGGCGGUGAUCUGCAGAACGACUUCUUCUCGAGAGUGAUGGGCUGUGAGAAUCGCAGAGCUGGUGAAUCGUUGCCCUAUGAUUGGACACUCUACCGCCUUGGUCGUAAGAGGUGUUUGGUCGUGAUCGAUGAUGUGGGCAACGAUGUGGGGAACAUCCCACCAUUAAACGAUUUCUUGAAUGGACAGUACUGCAAUCUCUUUGGUCCAGGGAGUAUAACCAUCAUUACCAGCAGGAACAAACAACUUCUUAAGAGUGCCUGUGAUCAUGUAUAUGAAGUCCAACCUCUAUAUCGUGAAGAAGCCCGUCAACUUUUCUGCUUGCACGCCUUCCGAGGGUUCGGCGUCCCAACCGAGUAUAAAAAGCUGAUACAGGAAGCUCUAAAUCAUACAGGUAGAAAUCCAUUAGCUAUUGUUGUGUUGGGCUCACACUUGCUUGGCCGGGAUGUCGAGUUUUGGAAGUCUGAGCUGGAUGCUUUGCAAGAUAGUCCCAAUCAAGUGAUUGAGAAUUCGUUCAGAAAGAGUUAUGAUGGAUUAAACCAAGCUGAGAAAGAUGUAUUGCUUGAUAUUGCAUGCUUCUACCAAUACUGGAGUUCUAGUUUCAAGAAAAUAUGGGAUUCCUUGUUACAAGGCAAGGAUGCGAAUAUCAUUACUCACCUUAUUGAUAAGUCUCUUUUAAUGAUGACCUCUGCUGGUGGUAUAAAAAUAGAAAUGAAUAAGUUGCUAAUAGACAUUGCUCGCAGCCUUGUCAAUAAAGAAGGCCAUAUUGGAAAACGUUCGAGAUUGUGGAAACCUAAAGAUAUACGUUAUCUCUUCAAGCACAAGAAGACUUGUAAUGUUGAAGUAGAAAUGUUCAAAGAAAUGGCUAAUUCAAUACUACAUUUUGAGGUCGUUCGGCUGAGUUGA